This is a messenger RNA of Saxophila tyrrhenica, 1320 nucleotides long. RefSeq lists its product as uncharacterized. Bases 1 to 1320 code for a protein of 439 amino acids. The record is from RefSeq and is a predicted model, not a curated record. NCBI's taxonomy places the organism in Eukaryota, Fungi, Ascomycota, Dothideomycetes, Mycosphaerellales, Extremaceae. The transcript has a single exon. Gene Ontology annotation, biological process: retrograde transport, endosome to Golgi. Gene Ontology annotation, molecular function: oxidoreductase activity. Gene Ontology annotation, cellular component: late endosome; cytoplasm.
AUGGCUGCAGACGCCGAGAAGAAGAACAUUGUCAUCAUCGGCGGCGGCAUUAUAGGCUGCACCUCUGCCUACUUCCUCACACGCCACCCUUCAUACGACCCGAGCAAACACACCAUCACCCUCCUCGAAGCUACCAAGAUCGCGGGAGGCGCGUCGGGCAAAGCUGGCGGACUUCUGGCAUUAUGGGCAUAUCCUAGCAGCAUUGUACCACUGAGUUACCGACUGCACGAGCAGCUUGCCAAAGAGCAUGGCGGAGCGGAUAGAUGGGGGUACAGGAAACUGCAUGUAGGACAAGUGGACUGCAGAGGUCGAGCGUUCGAGAAGCCGAGUAAAAGCACGGUCAACGGCAAAGACGCCGAGAUGGACGGCGAAGCCGGCGACACCAAAGCAGAGCGCAACGGCGAAGCACACGUGAGUCUGCAGAAACGCAGCAAAGAGGCCAUGGCGAAGCUGCAAGCCGCCGGCAUGCCGAAGGAACUCGACUGGGUCUCUCCAGACUGCGAUCCCGUGUACGACGAGAUGGGCGACCCUUCCACCACGGCACAAGUCCACCCUUACCAGUUCACAACCGCCAUGGCGGACCUCGCGGCAGAGAAAGGCGCAGAUAUCCGCACCGGCGCCAGCGUGACCGGGAUAAACUACUCCGCCUCCGGCGCGGUGGAGAGCGUAACAUACACCGACAAAUCCUCCAACGAACCCACAACCCUCCCCGCAACAGACGUAAUCCUCUCCGCCGGCCCCUGGACCCAGUCCGUCUACCCACCCACCCCCAUCGCCGCCUUACGAGCCCACUCCGUCACGAUCCGGCCUAGUCGCCCCGUAAGCGCCUUCGCGCUCUUCACGCACAUCGCCCUCCCGCCCAAAGACGCCAAAAAGAAGAAACCCACGGGCAGCAAAUGGUUCUCCUCUUCCCAAGGGUCGGAGACCGUAACGCCCGAAAUCUACGCCCGCCCACACAACGAAGUCUACGCCUGCGGCGAAGGGGACCGUCUCGUCCCGCUGCCUGCUUCUACCGACCUCGUCGAGUGCGACGAAGCCCGGUGUCAGGAUAUCGUGGACCACGUGUCUUCCAUCUCGGACGAGUUGAGGGAUGGCGAGGUCACGGCGAGGCAAGCGUGUUAUCUGCCGAAUGUCAAUGCUGGCAGCGGGGGGCCGUUGGUGGGGAGGACGGGGGUGGAGGGGUUGUGGAUGGCGGCUGGGCAUACUUGUUGGGGGAUCCAGAAUGGACCUGGGACGGGGAAACUGGUUAGUGAGUUUGUGUUUGAGGGGGAGGCGAAGAGUGCGAAGGUGAAGGGGCUGGAUCCAAGGAAUGUGCUGUAA